Messenger RNA from Petromyzon marinus (sea lamprey), 2642 nucleotides. Lineage: Eukaryota; Metazoa; Chordata; Hyperoartia; Petromyzontiformes; Petromyzontidae. The record is from RefSeq and is a predicted model, not a curated record.
GCCGACGCUCCUCCUCCUCGUUGUGCCGGCGGCGCGGUUGGGACGCCACCGUGCAGCGCUCCGGCACCAGGCACCGGCGACGAAGACGACGCUGACGGAUGGGUCACAACCCAGAGGUGGUGGCCAUUCAAAUGGGGCGCCGGGUUGCGGGCGCCCACGAAGGCCGGCACGGCGCAGCACGACGUGCCGCGCCGCGCGGUGCCACGCGGUGGUCGAGUUGUGGAGCUUCGGUACCCUGCACCACGAUGGGGUGGCCGGCGUCCCUCACGCUGCUGCUGCUGCAGAUUCCCUCGCAGGCCUCUUGCGUGCACACCCGGGGCCCCGUGGCCGCCUACGCUGAGCUGGUGGAGCGCGGGGAGCUGAGGGCCGACGAGCAGCAGCGGGCGGUGGUGGGCCGGCUACAGGGCCUGCACGACGCACUGAGGGGGUACAGUCCCCCACAGCCGGGGAUGUUGGCACAGCUGAUGUCGGCUCCAACUCCGCCCGUGAAAGGGAUUUACAUUCACGGUGACGUCGGCACGGGCAAGACGAUGCUCAUGGACCUCUUCUUCUCACACGUAGAGGUGGAGAGGAAGUGCCGCGUCCACUUCCACUCGUUCAUGCUCGACAUCCACAGCCGGAUUCACCGGCUGAAGCGGACUCUGCCAGCGCGGCGCGUGGGCCGCAUGGCGACUGCGUACGACCCCAUUGCGCCCGUGGCGGCGCUCAUCAGCCAAGACACCCACCUGCUGUGCUUCGACGAGUUUCAGGUGACCGACAUUGCGGAUGCCAUGAUCCUGAAGCAGCUGUUUGAGAACCUGUUCCGCCUCGGCGUGGUGAUGGUGGCCACCUCCAACCGCCCGCCCGACGAUCUGUACAAGCACGGCCUGCAGAGGGUCAACUUCCUCCCCUUCAUCGGCGUCCUCAAGGCUCGCUGCGAGUGCAUACGGCUGGACUCGGGCAUCGACUACCGCCAGCACGGGCAGCCUGCCACCGGGAAGCUCUACUUCCUGACGGGCGACGCGGACACGGACGAGCGGCUGGACUCGCUGUUCGACGAGCUCACCUACUCGCAGAACGACAUCGCGCGUCCGCGUCUCCUCCGCGUGGGCGGCAGGGAGCUGCGCUUGAGACGCGCUUGUGGUGACGUUGCCGACUGCACCUUCUCCGAGCUGUGCGACCGGCCCCUGGGAGCGAGCGAUUACCUGGAGCUGUGUCGCCACUUCCGCACGGUGUUCGUGCGGCGCGUCCCGCGACUCGCGCUGGCGCAGCGCACGCAGGCGCGUCGCUUCAUCACCUUCGUGGACACGCUGUACGACGCCAAGGUGCGCGUGGUGAUCUCGGCCGAGGUGCCGCUGUCGCUGCUAUUUGCGAGUGAGCCGGACGGAUCGAUGGAUCGUGAGCUCAUGGAUGACCUGGGCAUCGCUGAGGCCUCUGCGGCGUCUCUCUCCGUGUUUGGGGGGCAAGAGGAGACAUUUGCAUUUGCACGAACCACCUCGCGUCUCACGGAGAUGCACACCCACGCCUACUGGAGUGGAGCCGCCAACACCACCACCACCACCAGUGCCAACACCACCACCAGUGCCAACACCACUACCCCCACCGCCACCACCAAUACAGACAACGCCACCACCACCACCGGUGCCAAAACCACCACCAGUGCCAAAACCACUACCACCACCAUUACAGACACCACCACCGCCACUACCAAUACAGACACCACCACCACCGCCACCACCAAUACAGACACCACCACCGCCACUACCGGUAUGGGGCACAGCUGAGACCGGCUCCCAGCUCCCUCUAUGUGGGGGGCCAUCUCAGCGAAGCCCCCUUUACGGAACCCCUUGGCCAAGCCCCUAGGAGAGCGUCUCAGCAUGGAGGGGAAGGUGGAGUGUGGGCGGAGGGCUGGGUGGUGAAGGGCCAUGGCGUUGGGGGGGGGGGGGGUUUGUGGAACAAGUUUAGAUUUGAACCACCGUCCCCUUUGUGGGACCCGCACACGAUUCCAAUCUUAAUGUUUGUGACUUCAGAUCUUCUCGAGACGACGGGUUCUUACUUGCCAGAGAGCCGGCCCGCGGAAGGGAUCAUUGCAUAACUACAUCCGAGAUCCUGUCAAGCGGGGACCUCUGGUCCGUACCGAGGGGGCGGCCAGCGGUCUCCCCCGCCCUGCAGCGCGACGUUCAUGCGUGCUGCAGUCAGGCCGCGUUUUUAACUCGGGAGAGUGUAGCCCGUUUUAAGUGAUCGAACCGAUGUUUUAGUUGUGAUUUUCAGAUCUGGAAUUUCACCAACUUGAGUGAAAAAUCUAACUGAAUACAAUUAUCAUUGUUAUUGUUUCCAGCCAACGGUGAGCGGGCCAAGACCAUCAACUCACUACGCUUGAGCAGCCUUUUUAAUGACAACUCGGUCUAUGUGUGAGUCCACGGGUCUCGAUGCAAGUCGAUGGAUCCCCAUGUGAAUCUAUGUAAGUCAUUGCUGACCAGGCUGAGCCCAUCAACACACUAUGUAUCCGCUGUGGCUGUGCGAACUGAAACCCGGACCGGAUCCCAGCAUCUCAGCGGUGCCGGCUCUGAGUAUAUCUGAAUAUUUAAAGAUCCCCUACAUUUCCAUAUUCAUAAGCUAGCUUCGCUGGAAUUGGUAAGGAGGUGAGGCGAGACGAUUCCUCA